AUGCUGAACGGUCCAUUGGGUGUUCAGCAAGAUAGGAAGAUCGAUGUUGGUAAGCCUGCUGGCAGCGGGGACCGGUUUCGUGAACCUUCCAUGAGGACCACAGUGCACGAAAAUGGUUUGUCGUCGACAUUGCACAUCCUGGGGAAUGAGAAGGUAGACAAUGACAUAUUUCCAGCCGCUGAUUCUCCGGAAGACGCGAGCCACAGAUCUUUGACAUUAGUUAGAAUCAAGCCCACGGGUUCUGAGAGGUAG
This is a messenger RNA of Penicillium oxalicum, 252 nucleotides long. RefSeq lists its product as uncharacterized. The coding region runs from base 1 to 252 and encodes 83 amino acids. The transcript has a single exon. Lineage: Eukaryota; Fungi; Ascomycota; Eurotiomycetes; Eurotiales; Aspergillaceae. The record is from RefSeq and is a predicted model, not a curated record.